Messenger RNA from Trichoderma breve, 663 nucleotides. Its product is annotated as metal binding domain of ada domain-containing protein. NCBI's taxonomy places the organism in Eukaryota, Fungi, Ascomycota, Sordariomycetes, Hypocreales, Hypocreaceae. Gene Ontology annotation, biological process: DNA repair; regulation of DNA-templated transcription. The record is from RefSeq and is a predicted model, not a curated record. Gene Ontology annotation, molecular function: methyltransferase activity; DNA-binding transcription factor activity; zinc ion binding. The transcript has a single exon. The coding region runs from base 1 to 663 and encodes 220 amino acids.
AUGGACUACGAACAUCAAUCCAUCUCACUGGCGACUUGGUUGCCCGACUACGAAAACGACGAUUCUCGCUGGCAGGCCGUGAAAGCCCGCGAUAUUCGUGCGGACGGCUGCUUUGUCUCGGCCGUGAGAGCAACAAAGGUCUAUUGUCGACCAGUUUGCAAAUCGAGACUGCCUCUUCGCCGCAAUGUUUUAUUUUACAGAACUGGUCAACAAGCGCAGUCUGCAGGUUACCGUGCCUGCAAACGGUGUAAACCUCAGCUAGAUGGGCUCAUGCCGGAAGAAAAGUCUGUGCAGAAAAUUCGAGAGUUCUUGCGGGAGUGGGAAAGUGCCGUGAUCAGCGACGAAAGUCUUUGCCAGCUGAGCUUGGGCCAAAUGGCGAAACAGGCCAAUAUGUCGAAAUGGUAUUUUCAUCGACUAUUCAAGAAGUGCGUCGGCAUGACGCCCGUGCAGUACCUCAGAAGCCGGCGGAACAUCAUGCAGCUCCAAAAUCAGGACCUGAGCUUCCUUGAUCAACUUCUCCCGUGUGUCAUCGAUUGGCCCCAGCUUACGGAUACGUUUGCGGAUAACGGAGAUGUUACUUUGGAAAAGCUUUUGAAAGUCACGGAGGACAAUCGAUUCGUUGACGGCUGCUUCUUCUCGCCUGAGUUGGCGGCGAUGAUAUGA